AUGGAUCUGGACAACGACUUAGACGCAUCUACACCGUGCACGGUUGCUCGGCGGUCAAGUGUUGCGCAAGGCAGAGCACUCCUGAGUAUCUGGGAAAAGGCAUUUGCUAUUUCAAGGCACGGCCAGUACUCUGACGAUAGCCUUGAGGCAGUCACUUGUAUCGAAACAUUUGCUAAGGAUAUGAAGAUCGCUGCGCUUUCCCAAGAUGUGGUCACGGUUAACGGCCACAUGGCACCUAUAUGGGGAGUAGUCUGUCUAGCUUUGGGAUUGAACUUGGAAGAAGUUGGCUAUCUAUUCCUCCUGAAUCAUGUCAAAGCCGUGCUCAGUGCUGCAGUGAGAGCAUCUGUGAUGGGACCGUACAUGUCGCAUUCCAUUCUUGCCUCAGAGCAGCUUCAGACUCUAGUGAAAAAGAGCUUGGAGGCUGUAUGGUUCCUGCAGCCCGAAGACGCUGGUCAGGUCGUGCCUGCUCUGGAUCUGUGGCUGGGAAGGCACGAACUACUAUACAGCCGCAUCUUCAACUCAUGA
Cyphellophora attinorum is the source of this 525-nucleotide messenger RNA. Its product is annotated as putative urease accessory UreF-like protein. The transcript has a single exon. The coding region runs from base 1 to 525 and encodes 174 amino acids. The record is from RefSeq and is a predicted model, not a curated record. Lineage: Eukaryota; Fungi; Ascomycota; Eurotiomycetes; Chaetothyriales; Cyphellophoraceae. Gene Ontology annotation, molecular function: nickel cation binding.